CGGAGCCGUGGGCCGCGGGCCGCGGGGGCGAGGGUCUCGCGUUGCUCUCUCGGCCCAAUCGGCUUCCUUUCUGGCCCGUUGCUAGGGCCGCCUGACCCCGUUGCUAAGGACCCCGGAGGUGCUGAGCGCGCCUUUCCUUCCUGGGCUUCGGCUUUGGCCGAGAGUAGCACUGGUUGGCCUUAAUUGAAACUGGUUGCGUUCCCCCCCGACUCCUCCCCUACCCCCCCUUAAAAAAAUCCCUGUUUUUCUCCAUUUUUUCCUUUAUGUCCUCCUCAUUUUCUAACUUUGACAACACCCCGGCCCUGAACUGGUCUUAGGUAUUUGGAAAUAUAUGGUGUUGGAGGGGGCGUGGCUAGGAAAAUGGAAAGCAGAUUUUAAGACCCUUAGUACUGGCCCUUUGGAUGUACUUUAUGGUAAAAAGGGAUUGAGAUAGGUGAAUGUUGGGUUCUGUCGCUGGCCUUUGGUGUUUGAAGGAGCUUUAAGAGAUGGAACACGGCUUUAGUACGGCGCCUGUUACACUUUCAGAACGUUGCAGACACCGGAUUAGAGAGUAGGAAAAAACGUGGCCUCUGUCCCUGAGAAUUUAGCAAGCAAUUUAGUGCUGUGGUCUCAAAGCUGUGUGCGGGAAGAAAGUGCAUGUAGGGAAAGAAAUAGGAAAGAUGAGCUGUCCAGAACAAUGAAAGGACAGUAUGUUUUCCAAGCAUUGGCACAGAUGCCUACAGCCCCUUGUAGAUGACCUAAGGACACCUAAGGGAAAAGUGAGGGUUCCACAGUGGGGGGGCCCUGCUUGGUUUGUUCGCUCUCUGAUAUUGUGACAUCAUUUAGGAAUUCGGGAGUAAAAGGGAAGCAAUGCAGAAAUCAGAGUACCAUGGAGGUGUACAGUUGAGAAGCAGAGUGACAGAUAAUUGUGAUCAAAGGAUUUCAUCAAGCAGACAAAUAAAACAUAGGACUACAGGUCAACGAAGCAAAUCUUCAUCAUCAACCAGUUCGCCAGAGUCUACAAGAAAACAUCCUCGACCAAGUGAUAAACUUAACCCUAAAACAAUUAACCCAUUUGGUGAACAGUCACGAGCCCCUUCCGCAUUUGCAGCUGUUUACUCUAAAGGAGGUAUUCCUUGCAGAUUGGUCCAUGGUUCAGUAAAACACAGAUUACAGUGGGACUGUCCUCCAGAAAAUCUUCCAUUUGAUCCUCUUCUUAUUACUUUAGCUGAGGGUCUGAGAGAGACUAAACAUCCAUACACCUUUGUGUCGAAGGAGGGUUAUAGAGAAUUACUUUUGGUCCAGGGUGCUCCUGAAAAAGCUGUGCCUUUGCUUCCUAGACUGAUUCCUGUGCUAAAGGCAGCUCUGGUCCAUUCGGAUGAUGAAGUGUUUGAAAGAGGAUUGAAUGCUCUGGUACAGCUCAGUGUUGUUGUUGGUCCUUCUCUAAACGACCAUCUGAAACAUCUACUUACAAGUCUUUCCAAGAGACUGAGGGACAAGAAAUUCAAAGAGCCAAUCACCAGUGCGUUACAGAAGCUAGAGCAGCAUGGUGGAAGUGGAAGCCUUAUCAUCAUCAAAGCUAAAAUUCCAACAUAUUGCUCCAUAUGCUGUUGAAGGAGACAGCAAAAAUCUUCUUACUACCUCGUGUUAAAUGCUGACCAUGGCCGGAACCUGUGGAACCUUUUCAGAUGCACUUCAGUUUAUGCUUUUGUAAAUCACAGCCACCAUUCAUUUUUUACUAGUUUAAGAUAAGUAUAUACAAUUCCACUAAAUCAUAGUAAAAGUUAUUCUUCAACGAAAAGAAUGGUUAAUGAUAGAAAGCUAUUAAAGAAAGUUCUAUAAUA
Diceros bicornis minor is the source of this 1823-nucleotide messenger RNA. RefSeq names its product parkin coregulated like (gene PACRGL). NCBI's taxonomy places the organism in Eukaryota, Metazoa, Chordata, Mammalia, Perissodactyla, Rhinocerotidae. The record is from RefSeq and is a predicted model, not a curated record. The transcript has 9 exons. The coding region runs from base 850 to 1593 and encodes 247 amino acids.